Molecule: messenger RNA, 1153 nt
Organism: Castor canadensis (American beaver)
Lineage: Eukaryota; Metazoa; Chordata; Mammalia; Rodentia; Castoridae
Source: RefSeq, a predicted model, not a curated record
GGCUGGGAAAGUUCCGGCAGUGGGGAUUAAGCUGCUGGGCGCGGUGGCCAGGGUUCGGCCAGCUAGUCCCGGAUCUUUAAAUUCUCCGCACUGAGCAGGACUGUGCACUCUUACCUGCCAGUCUGCAGCGAGUGUCCCCCCGCUCCACACUCCGGGGACUCUUGUCAUCUGCUUUAGGCGGGAGAUGCUGUUGCUUGACUGCAACCCGGAGGAGGUGAGACUCGGGUGGGUUCCUUUUGUCCUGCAGGCUGAACCUUCCAGAUGUCCAUGCGCUCGGGAGCGCUAGUGAGGGGGAUCGUGGACUGACCGCCGGGCCCUGCCAAUUCCAGCCUGGCCGGAGUGGGAAGGGUUUUGCAGUGGGGGAAGAUGGUCACGGCGGAGAGGGAUCAGGACUGGACAGCGGAGAGAGGCGCUGAAUCCUGUGUGUUCCCGCAGCUGGACAGUCUCAAGCUUCUGCUGGCGACCGGGGCUUCGGUCAACGCACCUCCGGAUCCCUGCGAGCAGGCGCCUGUCCACUUAGCCGCAGGUGGUGGCCUCGUUUAUUUUCUUCUCUGGCAACUGCAAACAGGUGCUGACCUCAACCAACAGGACAUUUUGGGAGAAGCUCCACUUCACAAAGCAGCAAAAGUUGGAAGCUUGGAAUGUCUCAGCCUGCUUGUAGCCAGCGAUGCCCAAAUAGAUUUAUGUAAUAAGAAUGGGCAAACAGCUGAAGAUCUUGCUUGGUCAUGUGGAUUUCCAGAAUGUGCCAAGUUUCUUACAACAAUUAAAUGUACACAGACAAUAAAAUCAAGUGAACAACCCAAUACAGAUCACUGUGUUCCAGUACUCAGACAGAAACGGAGUUUUGGAAGUGUAGAUAAUACAAAUGUGAAGCGGAAGUGUUGGUAAGUAAGUCACAGCUGCUUCUUUCUUCCCCAGCAGUCUCUUCCAGCACAGAAUUUGUUUUGUUUAAAAUAUCAACACUCCUAUUUCUAGUAUUAUCUUUUUGUUAUUUAUUUAUUUUUGGUGGUACUGGGAUUUGAUAUCAGGGCCUCACACUUGCUAGGCAGGUUCUCUACCUCUUGACUCAUGCCUCCAAGCCAUUUUUUUUGCUUUAGUUAUUUUUCAGAAAGGGUCAAGUUUUGUUUUUUUUUCCCAAUUGGCCAGACUUCAA